Wallemia ichthyophaga EXF-994 is the source of this 501-nucleotide messenger RNA. Its product is annotated as Translationally-controlled tumor protein-like protein. The transcript is spliced from 5 exons. The record is from RefSeq and is a predicted model, not a curated record. Lineage: Eukaryota; Fungi; Basidiomycota; Wallemiomycetes; Wallemiales; Wallemiaceae. The coding region runs from base 1 to 501 and encodes 166 amino acids. Gene Ontology annotation, cellular component: cytoplasm. Gene Ontology annotation, molecular function: calcium ion binding.
AUGGCUUAUGACUUAGAUUUCAAAGUUUUCACAGACGUUGUCUCCGGUGAUGAGCUUGCUUCAGACGCAUACCCAAUGAAGGAGGAAGGCCCAUUCUUGACUAUCGAUUGCGAAGUAAUCACCGUCGGCGGUGAAGGCGCUGAUAUCGGUGGUGACGAAGGCGGUGUAGACGAUUCUAAGGAGCAAAAGAUCAACUUGGUUCACUCUUUCGGUUUGAAACAAACUCAAUUCGACAAGAAGUCAUACACCGUUCACUUGAAGGACUACAUGAAGAACGUCGUUGAUCACUUGAAGGCCAACAACCCAGAGCGUGUUGAUGGCUUCAAGGCUGAAGCUCAAGCUGGCUUGAAGGAACUCUUGUCCAAGUUUGGUGACCUCGAAUUCUUCAUGGGAGAGUCAUUGUCUACAGAUGGUCAAGUCGCUCUCCUUAACUACCGUGAAGACGGUAUUACUCCUUACUUCACCUUGUGGAAGGACGGUCUCAAGGGACAAAAGAUCUAG